This is a messenger RNA of Lotus japonicus, 1345 nucleotides long. RefSeq names its product GDSL esterase/lipase At4g16230-like. The record is from RefSeq and is a predicted model, not a curated record. NCBI's taxonomy places the organism in Eukaryota, Viridiplantae, Streptophyta, Magnoliopsida, Fabales, Fabaceae. The coding region runs from base 112 to 1221 and encodes 369 amino acids. Gene Ontology annotation, molecular function: hydrolase activity, acting on ester bonds. The transcript is spliced from 5 exons.
CACAAUUAUAAAGUUCAAUCCAUGACCCCAUCUUGAGCAGAGAAACAGAGCAAAACAGGGGCCCCUGCUUCAAAAAUUGAUCUAAUUCAUUUUCUAAAACUUCCUUUUCCAAUGGGUAUCACUUUAUACUUGAAAAGAACAACCAUUCUCAGGAUUAUGUUUAUGGUUUUCAAGGUCUUGCUCUUGUUAAGGAUUGGCAUUUCAAGUGAUAUUCCAGCUUCUUUUGUCUUUGGGGAUUCUCUGCUGGAUGUGGGGAACAACAACUACAUUUACUCACUGGCCAAGGCAAAUCAUGACCCCUUUGGAAUUGAUUUUGGAAUGCCAACAGGUCGUUUCACCAAUGGAAGAACAGUUGUUGAUAUUAUUGAGCAACAACUUGGUCUUGGAUUUUCUCCUCCUUACUUGGCUCCUACUACUGCUGGAUCUGCUGUUCUAAAGGGUGUCAAUUAUGCAUCUGGUGCAGCUGGAAUUCUUAAUUACACUGGCCAGAUUCUAGGUGGUCGAAUCAACUUCGAUGAACAGAUUGAUAACUUUGCAAUUACAAGGGAAGAAAUUAUCAACAGAAUUGGUGUUACUACAGCUCUUAAUUUGUUUAAAAAAGCUCUCUUCACAGUAGCACUUGGCUCAAAUGAUUUCCUUGAUAACUAUUUGACACCUGUGCUCUCAAUUCCUGAAAGGGAGUUUCUAUCUCCAGAAUCAUUUGUUGCCAUGAUGAUAUCAAGACUCAGAGUGCAGCUCACUCGGGUAUUCAAUCUAGGAGCCAGAAAAAUUGUUGUGGCAAAUGUAGGGCCAAUUGGGUGCAUACCAUAUAUGAGGGACUAUAAUUCAGAAGCUGGAGAUGACUGUGUCACUUUCCCUAAUGAGCUAGCCCGGUUAUUUAACACUCAAUUGAAGUGCCUCAUUGAAGAGCUUAGGACAAAUCUGAAAGGAUCAUUAUUUGUUUAUGCAGAUGUUUACCAUAUUGUGGAAGAUAUCAUCAUCAAUUACAAUGACUAUGGUUUUGAGAACUCAAAUUCCUCAUGCUGUCAUGUUGCUGGACGAUUUGGAGGUUUGAUCCCUUGCAGUGGUUAUUCAGAGGUUUGUGAGGAUCGAUCUAAGUAUGUUUUCUGGGAUACUUACCAUACUUCUGAUGCUGCCAAUGUUGUCAUCGCAGAGCGUUUCUUAAAUGGUGAUGCCAAUGACAUUUCACCUGUGAAUGUUCUUCUUCUCUCCCAAGCUUGAUCCACUGGAUCUGGCCAAUUGGAUUUUUUGUGGCAAACUGCAAUUUUUUUUAAUUGAGCUUAUUUCUACAAUGUACACGUGGUGUAUUCAUUUUUAAAUAUUAGAUACCUGAGAAUUAAGAUCA